Messenger RNA from Penicillium angulare, 1281 nucleotides. RefSeq names its product protein gprC (gene gprC). Lineage: Eukaryota; Fungi; Ascomycota; Eurotiomycetes; Eurotiales; Aspergillaceae. Gene Ontology annotation, molecular function: G protein-coupled receptor activity. Gene Ontology annotation, biological process: adenylate cyclase-activating G protein-coupled receptor signaling pathway. The transcript is spliced from 2 exons. The record is from RefSeq and is a predicted model, not a curated record. The coding region runs from base 1 to 1281 and encodes 426 amino acids. Gene Ontology annotation, cellular component: plasma membrane.
AUGUCUGGUCUCGCUCUUAUGAGCAUCCUGCAGGCGAGCGAUAGCCACUCAGGGAACUCUUUGGUUCCUCGUUUGACCAGCGAUGUUCGCCUGGACAUAGAUCCUCUGCCCGAGGCCCAAAGAAAGGGCCUCAUCGCUGUAGCGAUUAUGGCAUUUCUAUCCUUCAUUGCCACAGGAUCUCUACUUUUAUUCAUUACCUACCGUCUCAUCUUCUGGCGCGGUUCAUAUACGAGAUAUAUCGGUUACAAUCAGUACAUUAUUCUUAUUUACAACCUGAUACUGGCUGACUUUCAACAAUCACUGGCAUUCUUGAUCUGUCUGAAAUGGAUUGUUUCGGACAAGAUCAAAUCGGGUACUGCAGGAUGCUUCCUUCAAGGCCUGUGGCUACAAAUCGGAGACCCAGGCAGUGGUCUAUUUGUUCUCGCAAUUGCCAUUCACACUUUCCUCCUUGUCGUCUGGGGUCGCAAGAUGUCUUACAGAACUUUCGUGGCCUUCGUUUGCGGAGUUUGGGGGUUCAUCGCCAUAAUUGUCAUCAUUCCACUCGCGACUUACGGGGCUGAUGUCUUUGUCCCGUCUGGUGCUUGGUGCUGGAUCAACGAAGAUUACGAAACCAUGCGUCUCUGGACACACUACAUCUGGAUCUUCUUCGCUGAGUUCGGCACUGUUUGCUUAUACGCCGUGAUGUAUUUCCAGCUCCGUCGGCAGAUCGCCAAAUCUGCCAUCCUAGGCAACAGCCAGCUAGAGAGCUUGAAGCGUCUCCGAAGAGUGGUCGGCUACAUGACUAUCUACCCAACCGUCUAUAUUGUGCUUUCUUUGCCUUUGGCAGCCGGGCGUAUGGCAACUGCAAACGGCAACAACCCAUCUAUAACGUUCUUCUGCUGUGCCGGUGCAAUUAUUACUAGUUCCGGUCUGGUCGAUGUUAUCCUCUACACUCUCACCCGUCGAAACCUUAUCAUCGAGUCCGAGCCUAGCCAAGACUCCCACUCUUACAACAAAUUUGCAAGCACCAAGGGAGGACGCCGCGGGGACCACUUGACUACCAUUACGGCUGAUCCGAAGUCGAAGAGACUUGGUAUCAAUGAUGAUGCUACGCAUGAACGUGAUGGCUCAACAGACAACAUUGUUCAACCCGCUGUUGAAAUGGGCCCUAUUGGAGGAAAGGUGUACCAAGAAACAACAAUCGAAAUUACAACAGAGCCUGCAUACCCAUCAGAUGGAGGAAGUGAACGAUCCAGCAAAGAUGAGUUCGAAGAUCCCCCACAUCGCAGAUGGAAGCGAUGA